This is a messenger RNA of Anopheles darlingi, 789 nucleotides long. RefSeq lists its product as uncharacterized. The coding region runs from base 171 to 374 and encodes 67 amino acids. The record is from RefSeq and is a predicted model, not a curated record. The transcript has 3 exons. NCBI's taxonomy places the organism in Eukaryota, Metazoa, Arthropoda, Insecta, Diptera, Culicidae.
GCUGUGUAUUUCCAUCCCUCCAUCUCCGUAAUCAGAGUCAGCUGUAGGAGCGUUUGUUAUGCAGGGUGUGUGGUUUGCAGCGUUUUCCAAGGCUUUGCAUAUUUUCGGCAAUAGGAGAGUUCAAUACCGUUUAAAUCCUGCAUUUACGCGGAAAACAUACGCUGCUGAGCAUGGCUGUCGGCGGGCGUGUUACCGGGCGUCUUGGCUACGGGAACGGAUACUCGGACGGUCGUUCUUAUGCAGGAAUAAACGAGGAAAUUAUGUACGUUAGCAUAGGGAUGGGAAUCAUCAUUGCCAUUCUGAUUUGCAUUGCGCUUUGUUACAUCGCACGUGAAAAUUGUAAAAACAGGCGCGAAUACUACAUCACCGCAUAAAAUGUGAUUGACCUGACUAUAGCGGCGUAAUUUUUGGAAGUUAGUUUUACUAUUCAUAUGUUUCAUAGCUGCAUUCGUUGUACUCUUACAGCCAGUGGACUCCAGGAAUGGAGCUAAGCAAAAGAAAACUGAUUCAUAAUUGCUUUGGAAGCCUGCUGGCUUCUUGGUGCCCAUGAAAGUUAACGUAAAAGUCUGUUUAUUAACAAACAAUAAGUGUAAACUGUGGCUCGGUUCCUGUUAUAAAUUAUACACGGCGCUCUAAAUCGAAAGAGAUUUUUUACCAGAAUCUAUUUUCAAGGGUAUUAAUACUACAUUAUGAUACUACAAGAGGGAAAGGGAAAACCUAAUCCGAACGAACUAUAUAAAGGCAUGUUGGUUGAUGUGCUGCAUUCAAUAAAAAGAAUCUCCAAUGCAA